Messenger RNA from Sabethes cyaneus, 3175 nucleotides. It is a transcript of the gene Pi4KIIalpha, whose product is annotated as phosphatidylinositol 4-kinase type 2-alpha. Gene Ontology annotation, biological process: endosome organization; Golgi organization; phosphatidylinositol phosphate biosynthetic process. The transcript has 5 exons. The record is from RefSeq and is a predicted model, not a curated record. The coding region runs from base 487 to 2100 and encodes 537 amino acids. NCBI's taxonomy places the organism in Eukaryota, Metazoa, Arthropoda, Insecta, Diptera, Culicidae. Gene Ontology annotation, molecular function: 1-phosphatidylinositol 4-kinase activity. Gene Ontology annotation, cellular component: plasma membrane; lysosomal membrane; trans-Golgi network.
CUCCACGUUCGGUUCUGUGUCACUUGCUUCAGUAGGAAUUUUCUCUUUCAUGCGACAGCUUUGUGUGGGCCACCACCACCGUCGUCGGUUCGGUUUUCCCUGGUAGAACUAUUUGCAAGUGGAAAAACGCCGCUGCAUCUACAGCAGGGGGUUUUCUGCCACACGAAAGAAAAUUACUGCGGUUUUGCACAUUAUAUGUAAUAUCCGUCUAGUCCAUAAACGGCAGCCGAUUGGUUUCAUUCCUGCGGUUGUGUAUGUGCCAUGAAUGAGUUAUUUGCCAACGAGACUGAACAAGCUAGUGAUAUUAAUGAUGUUAUUGUGCGCCACAACACCCUGAAUCGACGAUCAAGUUCAAGGAUCAAACUGACCGUCGCGCAUCACUAAAUGUUGUAUGUUCUAGUUAGUGUCGGCAGGCAGCACAUUAUUCUACGGUCAAGCUUACCUUCCUAUACAUGGCGGAUGGUAGUGCCACGUACGCUCCGUUGAAUGGAAAAGUUAAAGAAAGAUUUAAACAUUUUCAUCCUAGACGAUAGCUAUGUACAUCGCACAGCGGCUGCAUCAUUGUACGAGGACGAGCGGAUGUACGGCGAACAUGGUGGAUCACCGCUUCGCAUCUCGUACACACCUCCGCCGAUUCUUUCCGCUCGGGAUAAGCCAAGUGCCAACACAGGGAUACUGCUCAAUCACAUUGUCCCAGUUGAGCGGCCCGACUGUGUAUCGGUGCAUUCUGCCAGUCAGUCAAUUGCCACCGCCACCACCAUUGCCAUCACCAAUGAUGCCAUGAAUCAAGUUACCACCCUCGGUAGUGAUCCACUACAUGGGACAGAAUCGAACCGAGUUUGUUGCAACCCAGUCGCGAUAGAUAGUACCAAUACCGAGUUCCUGAUCUGCGACGACGAUUGUUUUCCACAGAAUGAAAUCCUCGAUGAUCCGCAUUUCAGUGACCUCGUGUACUCGGCAGAGAUUGCCAUCGAUGCCGGCAUCUAUCCGGAGCGCAUCUACCAGGGCAGCAGUGGGUCUUACUUCGUCAAAAAUCCCGCAAAUAAAAUCGUUGCAGUCUUCAAACCAAAGGAUGAAGAACCGUACGGGAGGUUGAAUCCAAAAUGGACCAAAUGGAUGCACAAGUUGUGCUGUCCGUGCUGCUUCGGUCGAGCGUGUCUGAUUCCGAAUCAAGGAUACCUUUCCGAAGCGGGAGCGAGCCUAGUAGAUCAAAAACUGAACUUGAACAUUGUACCAAAAACUCGCGUAGUGCGGCUGGUUUCGGAGACUUUCAACUAUCCCAGAUUGGAUCGCCAAAAAGCACGGAUCAAAAAAACCAUCAAGGAACGAAUACCGGCUGCCCGGUUCAAUCGAAUGAGCCUUCCGCCUAAAACCGGUUCUUUCCAGCUGUUUGUGGACGGUUACAAGGAUGCCGACUACUGGCUGCGGCGUUUCGAACAAGAACCCCUACCUACACGAUUAGGACAAAAGUUCCAGAUUCAAUUCGAACGACUUGUGGUGUUGGAUUACAUCAUUCGGAACACCGAUCGAGGCAACGACAACUGGCUGAUUAAAUACGAACAACCCACUAUUGUGCCACAAAGUAAUGGAAGCACGCCGAACGGUAUGCCACGUAGCAACAGCCGACUGGAGAUGAACGAAAAUACGGACUGGAAUCUUGUUCAACUGCCGGAGAUUAGAAUCGCUGCAAUCGACAACGGGCUGGCGUUCCCGUUCAAGCAUCCCGACUCAUGGCGGGCCUAUCCCUAUCAUUGGGCCUGGCUGCCCCAGGCCAAGGUUCCCUUCAGUCAGGACAUCAAGGACCUUAUAUUACCGUCGCUGUCCGAUCUGAAUUUCGUCGAAGAAUUAUGCAACGAGCUGUACGAACUGUUCAAGCAGGACAAAGGCUUCGAUCGUGGCCUGUUCGAGCGGCAAAUGUCUGUGAUGCGCGGUCAGAUCCUGAAUCUGACACAAGCCCUGAAGGACGGCAAGAGUCCCGUUCAGCUAGUGCAAAUGCCGGCUGUCAUUGUUGAGCGAUCAAAGGUGAACCCCGGUUCGGCAAGGUUUUUUUCAUUCCAGCAGCGCUUCCAAAACAAAAGCCCGUUCUUUUCUUGGUGCUAAAGGAUUGCCUACAUCGGAACAAACGCUUUCCUGCUCCAACGGCUAGAAUAGAUAGGCGGUGAAAUGGCUGUGCGAGUAUCAAGGUGAAAUGAGUAAAUUGGUACCGGCAGGAUGAUGUUGUUACUCAAUGGUGAUAAUGCACGUACCAUUGGACAGCCAGCAGACUGUUAGGAAGAACAUGUUCCGAGAACACUGUUUGUUUGUAUGUAAAAUAAAAAAUCGUUAUAAAAUUCAUAUGGAAACAAAUCUAUUUGUAUUUAUCAAUAAAUAAUACUAUAGUUUAAUAGUGCAAAAAUAGUAAUCCACUAAUCACAUCAAUUGAAACCACAAUUUUAAUAAUGGGUAAUUUCACCAGAAUAUUAUGCAGCUAUUACUUCUAAUUUCAAAAUGUUUCACUGUUGGAGAUUAUUUUGAAAUUUAGCGAGUAGCGAAACACUCCAAAAAUGCAAAUCGCAAAUCACUGUGGUUAAAUCGCUCAGUGAUUAUUAUUUACAAGCCUUUUCCUUUGUUGUAUAUAUUGCUCAAAACAUGAAAAUUUGUUGUACCAAAAAGUAAACUAUUUAAUCUUGUGAUUCAUCCUGAUUUUUCAAAAACCAGCCCUGCAUGUUUGCACUAUAUUCAGUAAGUAGAGAAUCUGAAAAUCAAUACUAGUCUUAUGUAAUGGAAGGAAACGUUAUCCCAGGUUGUUCGAGGUUGGAAAGCUCAUAGACAACAACAGAACGUAUAAGGAAUUUGAUAAAAGGAUACGAGAUUGUACCGAUAGGUCCAAAACAAUUUACUUAGAGAAAUUGAUCAAAUUUUUCAUACCCUUAUAACAGAAACAAACUAUAGGCUAGUUGCAUCUUGGUAGUUAGAUAGGGUUCCUAGUAUAUAAAUCCAUUGAAACCGACUACGCGAUAAAAAAAAGAAUCCGAAUAACUAGAAACAACAGAAUUGUGUAUUUUAAAUCAAGCCCCAAAUGUGAACAUUGCUAGUUUUAGUUGAACUUCAUCAUCACACGAAGUGCAGUCCUCGAUACGCCAACGGCAUUAUACAAUCAAUUAGUUUCGGUGACAAUUUAAUAAUAACCCAUCCA